AUGACACCACUUCAGACUGAUUAUCAACGUCGUGCCCAGGUGCGUAUGACGAUUACGGUAACAAUCUCGAGUUGUUUAACACUCUUCUUGGAUGCUGUUCCACGAGCCAUUGGAAUCUAUGGAACAGAAAAGAAAAUGACUGAAAGUUCAGAGCAAUGUGAGAGUGCGAUGUCGAUUCUGUUUCACUUGACGAAACUGAAUGCAAUGUUCAACUUGAUCAUCUAUUAUUGUCGUAAUAAAGCGAUCAGACAAUCGAUUCAAAAUCUGCUGAGGAUCCGAAAAGUUCAGGUGACAUCCGUUCGUCAAGCGAAUGUUGUGGCUGAUUUACGACCGUCAAAUCAAAUGAAUCGCACUGGUGCUGCACACUCGGGCAGAGGACUUCAUUUCUUCUCACUGAAUAUCUUAAAGAAUAGAAUCUGA
Molecule: messenger RNA, 420 nt
Organism: Anisakis simplex (herring worm)
Lineage: Eukaryota; Metazoa; Nematoda; Chromadorea; Rhabditida; Anisakidae
Source: the annotation of a GenBank genome assembly